Cyprinus carpio (common carp) is the source of this 1447-nucleotide messenger RNA. RefSeq names its product small ubiquitin-related modifier 3-like. Gene Ontology annotation, molecular function: ubiquitin-like protein ligase binding; protein tag activity. NCBI's taxonomy places the organism in Eukaryota, Metazoa, Chordata, Actinopteri, Cypriniformes, Cyprinidae. Gene Ontology annotation, cellular component: nucleus. The record is from RefSeq and is a predicted model, not a curated record. Gene Ontology annotation, biological process: protein sumoylation.
AAACCGACCAAUCGUUGAUAAAGUAGGUAAAGGAAAGCGCGUCCCCGUCUCGGCAGCUGUGUUUCUCUACAGUGUGAAGAGCGCAUCUUGUGUUCAGCGUAUUUCCACAAUACAGACCAAAAGACACCUGCAAAAAUGUCCGAAGACAAGCCUAAGGAGGGAGUGAAAACUGAAAACGACCACAUCAAUCUGAAGGUGGCGGGACAGGAUGGCUCGGUCGUCCAGUUCAAAAUUAAAAGGCACACACCACUCAGCAAAUUAAUGAAAGCGUACUGUGAGAGACAGGGUUUGUCGAUAAGACAGAUUAGAUUUAGAUUUGACGGGCAACCAAUUAAUGAGACAGAUACACCGGCGCAGUUGGAGAUGGAGGACGAAGACACGAUUGACGUAUUUCAGCAACAAACUGGCGGCUUCUGCUAAAACUCCACACCUCCUGGACCCCACACUUAUCUAUUUUAUUCCUCAUGAUGUUUCAUUCACAUUGUUUCCCCUUCUCUUUCUCUCUUUGCCUCUCUUCUGUCAUCCCUAGCUUUUCUAGAGUGGGCAUCACAGUUGUGUUUCCAGUAAUAUUUAUAUUCGCAAUGGUUAGACAGCUACUGUGGUGGAGGAACAAACUCGUGAGGGCUGCCAGAGGGUGUAGCUGUUCAGAUUAUCAACACCAGCCAACAUGCACCAUGGUUUAACAUUGCUCAGAACACUGAUUCUCUCAACAAGCCCCGGGAACCGUUGACCCCUCCAUAGUAUAUUCGCCCAAUAAAAAGUGAGGAAGCAUAAUUUUUUUUUUCUUCACCUUUCAUUUCGUAAGAGCUUUAAAUAGGCCUGUUUCAACUCCGAUUCUAUUUGCCUGUAUGUGUUGUAGAAAUAUGUUCAACCAGUGUUGUAUUCAUCUGCCUUUUUUAAUGGGGCCACUUCUCGUAUGAGCUCACUGUAGGGACGGGAUCUGUGAACCAUCUCGUCGGUCGUUUAAAAAUUAAGACUACUUGGCAUAAUUUACAGUGACCCCAUCUGGACCAAAACCCAAAUAUGGUACUCGAUUAGCUGAUGAGGGCAGGAUUACACCAACUAGUUUAUACUUUUAAAUAUCUGUUGAAAUAUAUCCAUAUACCAUUCCCCAUUUCCUCUUUUGUGUUGUUUGAGGAGACAGGAACGAUCUAAAAAAAGACCAAUAGAUAUUUUUUCCUGUUCAUUACUCCCACCCCCCCACCCCAGGGUCUUGAAGCAAAACAAAAGGGAAUCCUUUCUGCAAGGACUGGUCUGAUCUCCUAACAUCUCUUGCCCUCCCACUAAAACUCAUAUGGCUGAAAGGAAGAGAAGGUUUUAAGGGUUAACUCAAAGAUUUCCAGAUUUUGGCAUCCCUCUGUACUGAUGUCCUUUUUUUUUUUUUUUUUUUUUUUUUUUUUUUUUGUGUCCUUUACUACUGUAAACAAUAAAUAUAGUUUGGUACUCA